This is a messenger RNA of Cladophialophora immunda, 1242 nucleotides long. RefSeq lists its product as uncharacterized. The record is from RefSeq and is a predicted model, not a curated record. Gene Ontology annotation, molecular function: transcription coregulator activity. Gene Ontology annotation, cellular component: SBF transcription complex; cytoplasm. Lineage: Eukaryota; Fungi; Ascomycota; Eurotiomycetes; Chaetothyriales; Herpotrichiellaceae. The transcript has 2 exons. The coding region runs from base 1 to 1242 and encodes 413 amino acids.
AUGCCGGAUCCACCUGACUUGACACCUGCACCCUUACCGCCCGAGUCUCUCCAUUCCGCUCCUCCUUCGCGAGACUCGAGCGAUACCCAUUCCUCCAAACCGACAGACCUCAAACUGUCCACCAGCGUGAAGAAUCCGUCUGCGGACCAUGACGAAGUAUCGCCCACUACUUCUGCCAUAUCGAGCCAUGGGGGAUCACAAGCCACAGAAACUCUUUCACAGCAGGAGGAGCGGCUGAACGGGGAGACUGCUCAGGUCGAGGGAGGCAAACGCGAAAAGACCGACUCCACCUCUCAAAGUCCUCCACCAAAUACAUCCUCGGGUAUUAAACGUACCGCGAGUGGUGAAGUCAAGAGAGCCAGUGUGGACGCGGUGGAAGACGGUAUCCCCAGACCUAACGGUAUCGGUCAUGCUCAUACAUCGAGCACUGUCUCGAACCAGACAAAGGGCAAUGUCCUCGAACUCUCACAGCAGUUGCGCACCAAACUGAAAUAUGCCAUGGUCAAAGUCCAGAACGGUUGGCAGGCUCGCUCCUUGGACGAGGUCGAGUCCUUAGCAUCCCAAUCACCACGGUCGACCGUGUCCGGAUUCCAAAAUCUCCAUGACCAGCAGUUGCUUUCGCCCAGGACCGCCAUGUCUAGAAAGUACCAGCGCGAGUCAAGCGAGAGUGAAUCGUCCGAUAGCACUGUCGCUCUCGAAAGCCGCGGGCUUGUGAAUAUGGUUGGCAGUCCUCCAGUUCCAUCCCGUCGCGCUCUCGCUCCUCCGGCCGAUAUUGUUCCUGGUUCACGCCGGCGUCCGACUCCAAACGCUGUCUUUCAGAGCGUCAACGGGAUCCACGCCCAGACUCGGAACCUACAUUCGUCGAGGCCGCAUACGAAUCAACGGACUCCGAGUCAGAAUGCUGCGAUGGAAGCAGAUGCUGUUGAAACCCUUCUUUUCAUGGCCAGCCCGAACAACUCAGGAUACAACCCACCCUCCCACGCUUCACAAGAUUCUUCCCUCCGGUCCGCACAGGUGUUCUCAUCACAGACCUCACCCCUGCGAACUCAGUUCAGCCAGACAUCGGUCACGUCACCGAAGAAAGUGGUGUUUUCCGAUGCCGGCUCCACGGAGCCUGCCUUUGACAAGGCAGCCCUCAUUGACCGCAUGCUGGACGAGUUAUCCGACGACAGCGACGAUGAGUUGGAGCAAGCCUUUCGACUUGCGGAGAAGAGCAAGAUCUCGGCGCCACUCUCUACGUGA